Messenger RNA from Cyprinus carpio (common carp), 2690 nucleotides. RefSeq names its product sterile alpha motif domain-containing protein 3-like. Lineage: Eukaryota; Metazoa; Chordata; Actinopteri; Cypriniformes; Cyprinidae. The record is from RefSeq and is a predicted model, not a curated record.
CAGUCUGUUUUAUAGUUUCUUUCACAGGCGAUGUAAAACGAAGAAAUAUGUAUUUGAUAUAAUAUUGCAAUACUUCAUCUAACAUUAAUGAUCGUUAUUUUGUGAAGGCAUGCAUUCAAAAGCAACGUAAUGUUAACAGAAAAGGCGCGUCUCAUUUCGCUCCAGAUAUUGUGAAUCAGUUUAUCGUAAACACGAAUUCAGCGCUGCUAAGUAGUGAUAGCACAUGGGCUUUUCGAAAAUUCGAGUCAAUUGAACCAAAUGCUUCGCAAAUGAUUCACUGUUUUGCGCUCGAAUCACUGCACACUGAGGACACCUGGUCAAAAUAGUGAAAAUGCAGCAUGCUUUUACAAACAAAUGGCAAACGUUUGAAUGAAAGUGCAUUAUCUUAAAGUAAAAAGCUCUGGCUGAAGCGACUGAGAUCCAUGUGACACGCUGUUGAAAAGAUGGCGUUUAUUAAAGUGGAGAGUGAAGACAUGAGGAUCGAAGAAGCGUUCAGAGUCAAACACGAAGAUACUGAGGAACAAACAGAAGCUCCCAAGUCUUGUCCGGCCAAACUUCGUAUCAUUCUUCAAGACCAUGACAUUCGCAAAUUGGACUUGCCUCAGGGAAUCCCUGGGACUGUGAGUGAACUUGAGUCUAUUGUGAGGAAGACAUUUGUCCUCAAUGGAAACUUUACUUUGCAUUAUAAGGAUGCUGACUUCGGGGAGGAAUAUUUUUCUCUUACCUCAACAAGUGACAUCAAGGACAAGGACACAAUUAAGGUGAUUCACAUCGUUGAACCUCCCACGCUUACUUUGACUUUUACUGAUGUGGAGAGUUCCAUUAAAAGUGCAUCAAAGACCUGCAUCCAAACCUCGGUCCACACUUCAGUGACCGACAUCUAUCCUUCUAUCAGCGGUUCCUUUUCUGAAUCGCAGGAUACACUGAUUCUUCCAUCGUCUGAACACAAGACUCAGCGUUCACAGCGUUGGCCUACUGAAUUCUCAGUACCUCGCUUUGCCUAUGAUACAGAACUUGUGCUUGCUGCAGGAAGUGAGGCUUUCAAGAAGGAUGGAAUCCAACUCAACUUUACACCAAUCCUUCCAGACAUCCUAGAGAAAUUGGCUGAAAGCAUCUUUCAGUAUGUGGCCUACCCAACAAGCGCAGUUGUCUGAUGUUGCUGAGGCGCUGGUUCAGAAAUAUCCCUGCCUUAAAGAGCCAGGCUCAUAUAAUGGAUGCUAUGGAUGGCGACAGCGACUAAAAUAUAAAAUGGGCAACUAUAGAGCAAAACUAAGAGGGCUUGGAUGCCCUGAGCUCGAUGUUAACUCUCUCAAAAAGAAGCGAGCACAUGAAAAAGCACCUGCAAAAAAUAUAAAAAAGCCAAGAAAAGCAGAGGUGAACUUCUUACCCCCUCACCCACAAGGAGAAACUGAAGAAAGCUUGGAAAAUGAAAGAGUGGAGCUCCUUAACGAAGUAAAGAGGGGUGUGAACUAUCAGAUAAUCAGUGAAAAAAUGGCAAAGACAUUCUCUAUUCGCAGGCAGGAAAUUGUCAGUCAAGCAACACCAAUCAAUGACUUAAAAUACAGAUGGCCUGCACUUUUUGAUGCAGCUCAGAUAAAUGAAGAAUUCAGAAGGAUCACCACUGUUGACUUGGAGGCAACGUUCAUGGCAAAACUGGACCAGUACUCUCCUAAAAUAAUGUCCUUGGUGUUCUCAAGGGGACGGUCUUCAAAAAUGAGUAUUCAGCAUAUUAAGAACAUGCUGCUAGAGGAUUAUUCUUUGGAAAGAAGGAGAGAGGCUGCUAUCCGUUCCUUAGUGGUGUAUCUCAGAGAAAAUGAUGAAGAUCUGUUUAAAGAACAUUCGGAUGAUGGGGAUAUAGCCAAUGAAGUGAUGAAGAUUAUUAUAAUUAGAGGGUCCAUGAUAUCAGAACCAGCCAGUGCAAGAAUUGUGAUUGAGGGAACAGAAGUCCAGCAAGACCUGGACGUACCCAGGGCCUGUGCAUUGCUAAUGGGACUAAUAUAUGCACUUAACCUCAGCUACCCAAAAGAACUGAAAAACACUUUUGAGGCAUUUCAAAAGAUCUUCCUUGAGCUGGAUGAUAUGAAAGCUUGCCCAAAAGUAAUGUCUCUAAAAAACAAAUUGCUGUACUAAAACUGUGAUGAAUUAGGCUGUUGUCAUCUAAUAUAAAUGUGAUGUGAAAAAGUUCAGUUGUGCAUUCAAUUGCAGCAGCUGUGCUCUUGACAGUUGGCAGGUUUUUUUUUUUUUUUUUUUUAGAAACACCUAUAUAAAAAUGUAUUUGUCAAAACAACAGCCCAAGCAGGAAUGGUUUUAGCUAAGUCAACUGGCAAUGAGUGUUGUUGAAAUUUCUCAUGUUUUCUUUGUUCUUUUUGAAAGUAAAACCACAUAUUUACUUACAAAAUAACUUUGAAAAAUAUAUUUUUCCCCAAAGUGUGUAACAUGUGAUUUGUUUUUGGCAAAACUAAAUCAAUGGAUACUCCUUUUCACAGAAAUUGUGAAGCACUGUAUUUAGUUUAGAGGAUCAGUCCUCUAAAAUCCACAUUCAUAAACUGAACAUGUUUUAUUUUAAGAAAAAUAUCCUGCUAAGAGCCUGCAAUAUUUUUUUGUGUGUGUGUACAGAUGAUGUUCAUGGUUUGUUUGGACCAAACAAAAGUUGCCACUACUUUUAUAUUAAACAGUUGUUAAUACUGGAA